Tripterygium wilfordii is the source of this 2918-nucleotide messenger RNA. Its product is annotated as protein ANTAGONIST OF LIKE HETEROCHROMATIN PROTEIN 1-like. Bases 1158 to 2684 code for a protein of 508 amino acids. The record is from RefSeq and is a predicted model, not a curated record. The transcript is spliced from 2 exons. NCBI's taxonomy places the organism in Eukaryota, Viridiplantae, Streptophyta, Magnoliopsida, Celastrales, Celastraceae.
UGAAUGAAUUGGGGUUGGUUUCACUUGGUGAUUUUUCUUUGGAUUGUGGUUUGACUGCUAGAAACUUGCACUGAUGCAUACACAGGAUAACAGGACCAAAAAUGCCAGUGGAAGAUGGGGAGCAAUUUUGACUAACUUGUUCUUACCUCGAGGUUUCCUUUUAGCAAGAGGGUCUUCAAUAACUAAAAGGUCUGGCCGACAGGGGAGUGGAGGAUAUUUGAUACAUGGUAUCUUGCGGUUACGUUGCGGAGAAGCUUAGUAGAAUACGAGGUCAUGCGCCAUGCUUCAUGCCUGGUCAAAAGGUAGUGUAUAAUGUUGACUUUGUAACCCAAUAAGUAGGGCCACUUCCCCACAUUUGUUUGAAGAAAUGCAUAGUGUAGGACGAUGAUGCUAUGUGUUAGGUCUUUCUUGAUUUUAGAAGUCAAUUCCAUCCACGUAAUACCCUAUUACCUAACUCCGGGGGGAGAAAAAAAGCCCCCCUUUUCCUUCCUAUGAUUGGGGAUCGCAAGACAGUGUGAAAAGGGUUGGCAUUUGAAAUCUCCAAGUCCCAACUCUAUGUGCUUUCCCUUUAUUUUGGAAGAGUGUAUUUGUUUUGUUUCUCGUGUCAUGCGCCAAAUUUCAACGAAAGCCCCUUCUUUUUUUAUAUUUGGCUUUCACCAUCAAGUCCCACUGCCCAAAGAGAAAAGCACAUUGAUUAGAAUGCCAAAUCAACCAAUUCAUUUGAGGCCAUCCAAGUCAGCAUCCUGACCCACCCAAAUGGGCCCACUUACAAUCAACAAAGUCCAAAAGUCACCGUCCACCAACCGGCACCCGUCCUUGUAUCAAGGUCCAAAGUAAAUCUCCAAAGCCGCGUUCACACGGUCACACCUCCCCAACACAUGUUUUCUUUCAUUCUUUAUUACAACCGGCUUCACUCAACACGCAAGAUGACAAACUGUACCACAUACAUCUGUAUGUCAAAAUCAAACAGUAAUCAAAAUACUAACACACAAUGCGGCCUUGUUCACACCACAGAAUUUUUGGUUCAAACAUGUAGAGAGUCCAGAACACAGCAAGCAGCACUGCCAACGUAUCUCUAUAUGAAUGAAUGAAAAAAAAAAAAACUCUCCCAUUUUUGUAUUAUAUCUAAGCUUUCGCUUCAGUCCUCAAUUCGCCAGAUGAACGAAUCAACAAAUAAGUGUCACAGUGAUGACGAUCGAGACGCGGAUGACAACGAAGACGUUGAUUGUAGCUCCUUUGAAGAAGAUGGAGACUCAGGGAACAAGAGGAAAAACAACAAGAAGAAGAAGGAGUUGAGCGGCAUAAUUACGACUUUGCUCCUGCUGGAAGAGCAAGAGAAGUGUGAUCAGGAAGAAACUAACAAGGAAUCAACGGAGGAGAGGCUCUCCUUAGAUGCCCAUCACAACAAGAGAAGUAAGAGUACGGUCGAUUAUUACUCUAAUUUACAAAGUUAUUACACAGAAAUUGAAGAGAAGGAUCGCGUGAAGCGAAGGAAGUCGCGAGGAGUCAUGGCUGGUGGCAUCGCCGUUGCUACUGCUGCCGCCGCUACUGAGUUCGAUGACACUAAUCUGGACAAACGUGCCAGACAUGGAAGUAAGAAUCAGGAAAAACAACAACAGCAACAAAGGCGGUUGUGGGUGAAGGACCGAUCAAAUUCCUGGUGGGAUGAAUGCAACAGUCCUGAUUUCCCGGCGGAGGAGUUCAAGCGAGCGUUUAGGAUGAGCAAGUUCACUUUCGAUAUGAUUUGUGAGGAAUUAAAUUCUGUCAUUGCCAAGGAGGAUACUACUCUGCGUAACGCAAUUCCCGUAAGACAAAGAGUGGCUGUUUGCAUAUGGAGAUUGGCUACAGGGGAUCCUCUCAGGCUUGUAUCAAAGAAAUUUGGUUUAGGUAUAUCUACUUGUCAUAAAUUGGUUCUUGAAGUUUGUUCUGCUAUUAGAAAUGUUUUGAUGCCCAAGUUCUUGCAAUGGCCCAAUGACGACGGAUUGAGGAAGAUUAAGGAAGAGUUUGAAUCCAAUUCUGGAAUCCCUAAUGUUGUGGGAUCUAUGUAUACUACACAUAUACCAAUUAUAGCUCCCAAGAUCAGUGUGGCCUCUUAUUUCAAUAAGCGGCAUACAGAGAGGAACCAAAAGACAUCGUAUUCGAUCACGGUGCAAGGUGUUGUUGAUCCUAGAGGGGUGUUUAGUGAUGUGUGUAUUGGUUGGCCAGGUUCAAUGCCUGAUGAUCAGGUGUUGGAGAAGUCUGCCUUGUAUCAGAGAGCUAAUGCAGGGUCAUUGAAGGGUGUUUGGAUUGUUGGGGGUUCAGGGUAUCCGCUGAUGGAUUGGGUGUUGGUGCCUUAUAAUCAACAACAUUUGACAUGGACUCAGCAUGCAUUCAAUGAGAAGAUUGGGGAGAUUCAGAAGGUUGCUAAGGAUUCCUUUAGAAGGUUGAAAAGGAGAUGGUGCUGCUUGCAGAAACGAACUGAGGUGAAACUACAAGACUUGCCAGUGGUCCUUGGUGCGUGCUGCGUACUGCACAACAUUUGUGAAAUGCGGGAGGAGGAAGUGGAUCCGGAGUUGAAGUAUGAGGUUGUUGAUGAUGAGAUGGUGCCUGAGGUUCCUUUGAGAUCAGUAAGCUCAAGGAAGGCUAGGGAUGCAAUUGCCCAUAAUCUUUUGCACCAUGGGCUUGCUGGUACUUCUUUUCUAUAGUUGAAAGAGAUCAAAUUAAUUGAUUUCUUUUAAGAUUUUGAUUCUUUUGCCUAUGACUUUGUUGAAUUCGGUUUAUAGGACUGUGUUCCCUGAAUUCAUCCUCAUUUGUUUUAGAGGAUUUGUAAGACAUAUUCUCCUCUUCCACAAUGGAUGAGUAUAUAUAUAUAUAUAUAUAUAGCUGGAAUUACCUAAAGUUCUCUUGAGGAAGGAAAUAAAAUUUGCAGUAUUCUCUUA